AUGGGAGACACUGCCAAAAGUGUUAAUAUUAAAGUUAGUCCAAAAAGUAAAUGUACUAAAAAAAGAAGGGGAUAUCCUUUGAUAUUUUCAAUACUUUUUCUUUUCCUUUUUUUGUUACCACAGUCAUUUUUAUAUGUCGCAAACAAAGAAUGCUAUAAUACUACUAUUGUUAAUGCUGAUGUAUCUGGCCAUUCGUGGGAUUUAAAGCAGUCACUAUCUGAUGUGUAUAAACAAGAUUUAUGCCAGUUAUAUACAACCUAUAUAAUCACACCACAAGAACAUAAGGAGGGGAAAGAUUUAAAUUUACUUUUAAUUAAUAAGAAAAUAUAUGAUACGUAUGUUUAUCCAUAUGUGGAAAGUAGUUAUUUAAAGUUCAAAAUCAUAUAUUAUAAGGUACUUUAUUAUUAUAAAUCAAACCGUGGCUCUGUUUUCUCGGAUGAUAAAAAUGACUUUUGCACGAAAUUAAAAAAGAGGGUUGAUCAAUUUAAAUUAUGUUUGGUGUCUAAUUGGUAUUAUAUUGAGUGCAAAACAAAAAAUUUGUUUGAUAUGAGUAUGAAAUAUUGUUUUAACAAAUUAAAUGUGAAAAAUGAAACACAGCAUAUUGUGGAAAAAGAAACGGAGAAAUCGGACGUAUUGAAUGAAAUUACCGAAAUUCCUACCAAAAUUACACAAACUAUUGAUGUUACUGAAACAGUGACUUUAUCUGAUGAUAUGGUUGGUGGCAAUUUACCAGAAACUAGUUCUCAACAACAACGAGAAGAAGAAGAAGAAGAAGAAGCUAUCUCUGUUUUAUCUUUAGAAGAAGAAUAUAAGCUCUGGUUUGAUGUGAUUGAUAAUCAAUUAACUAAAAUGCAGGGAAUUUUGGAAAAAAAAAUUGAAAAUUUUGAGAAUACUCAAAUAAAUAAUGUAAAAGACGAUUUCACUAAUGAUUUACAAAAAUUGACGAAUUUAAGUCUUACUCACACAAUGCUAAUUAAGAAAGCCAUAUUAGAUAUAGAGUGUAAACCGCUGGAAUUAAAUAGCACAAGUGGUGGUGAGCACGGAUAUUAUUUGUUUUUCAAUGCUAGAGGUGACCAAUGUGAGAAAUACAUUAUUAGAGAAUAUGUUAGAACAUUAUUUUCUAACGCCAAAAAAGAAUGCGAAUAUAUGACUAACAAUGUAAUUCUAAGCAAAAUUAAUAGUUUCAUUGAAAGCUUUAACGCUGGCCUUGAACUAUUAAAGGAAAAUCAAAUUGAAAUUUUUGAAGAGUGGGCAGAUUCAUUAAUGGGAGAAUGGAAAAAAAGGUUGAUUUUAUCCAAUUUAAAUAAUGGGGAUCAAGAUUUGAGUAAUUGGGACAAAUAUCUUGAAUUAAAGAAUAAAAUAUUGAAAACAAGGGAUGAUUUGGUUAAUUAUGAAAUGAAUUUAGAUGUUAUUCAAAAAUAUGUUAAUGAAUUGAAAAGACAUUUAAAAGUUAUAAGUACAGAUGGCGGUGAAACCUUUUCGAUAUUAAGGGCAAAGGCUAAUUUGAAAUUCCAAGAAAGAGAGUCAAAGGAAAAGGAAGAUAAAAACAAAAAAAUGCAACAAGAACAAAAAGAAGAACAAAAAGAAGAACAAGAACAAGAACAAGAACAAGAACAAGAACAAGAACAAGAACAAGAACAAAAAUAA
This is a messenger RNA of Saccharomycodes ludwigii, 1647 nucleotides long. RefSeq lists its product as uncharacterized. Bases 1 to 1647 code for a protein of 548 amino acids. The transcript has a single exon. NCBI's taxonomy places the organism in Eukaryota, Fungi, Ascomycota, Saccharomycetes, Saccharomycodales, Saccharomycodaceae. The record is from RefSeq and is a predicted model, not a curated record.